Messenger RNA from Hippopotamus amphibius kiboko, 1446 nucleotides. Its product is annotated as testis-expressed protein 13D-like. The transcript has a single exon. Lineage: Eukaryota; Metazoa; Chordata; Mammalia; Artiodactyla; Hippopotamidae. The record is from RefSeq and is a predicted model, not a curated record. The coding region runs from base 1 to 1446 and encodes 481 amino acids.
AUGGCCAUAAACUUUGGCGACUACGCCAGCGGGUUCCGUCACUGCGAUGUGAUCAGAUUCAUCAACAAUGAGGUCCUUACGAACGGGGGCGGCCCUGAUUUCUACCAGGCCUUUCGCUCGCAGCCCUGGAAUGAGGUAGAGGACCGGCUGCGGGCCGUCCUCGCUGACCCAAAGGUGCCGCGCGCCAUGAAGAGGGCCUGUGCCUGGAGCGCGCUGGCCUUGAGCGUGCGUGUGGGCGCGAGGCAGCAGGAGGAGCAGGCGACCCAGGUCCGGUGGCUGCAGGAGCGGGUUGGGGAGCGUGAGGUGGCUUACUGGGCCCUGGCCGCUGAGCUGCAGCGCCUGCGCGAGGAGCACGACGAGGCAGCAGUGCAGCUACGAUGCGCACGGGCCGCCCUGCGGCAGGUGAUACAUGACCGAGAUACACUGCACGGGCGACUGCGUCAGGUCGAGAGAUCAGCCCAGGUAGCCCCACUGGCCGAUCGGAUGGUGCCUGGGCCUCAACCUUUGCAGCCUGUGGCCACAGCAUGGCCCAUGGAUACAAAUGGGCAGGGCCAGAUGGUGGCUAUGGUGCCACUCGGCAUGCCGCAUUCAGAGGGUCAGAUGGCAGCCCCAGCAGGUGUGCUUUAUGUACCGGCACCCCAGAGCCUCUGGGUCCAAGCCAUGCCACCCCCUCUGCCAAUGUCAGUGGCACAUCCAUACCCAUUGCCUGUGCCAUUCCCAAUGGAAUUCCUGUACUCCACACCUCUACCACCCUCAGCAGGAGAAGCAGCAAUGGCAGCAACAGCAGCAGUCAUACCCCAGAUGUCUACUCCAGUAAUCUACCCACCUGGCCCGUGGGCUGCAGUGGGGGCCCAAGGAGAGAUGGCCCCACCGUAUGACCAGUGUUGCUAUGGCCAGGAGAAAGAUCCUGAGAACCUCCAGGGGAUAGUUUCCCUGGAGGACAGUGGAAGCCACAGCCAAGAGAAAGAUUUUGUGUGUCCCCAGGGGACAUCCUCCCUGGGGGACAGCAGAAGCCACAGCCAGAAAGAAGAUCCUGAGAGGCCCCAGGGGGAAGCCCCCCUUGGAGAUAGCAAGAACCACAGCCAGAAGGAAUGUCCAGUGAUGCCCCAGGAGAAGAACCCCCUGGAGAACAGCAAGAGCCACAACCAAGAAGAAGGUCCAGAGACACCCCAGGGGACAUCUCCCCUGGGGGCCAGCACAAGCCAUGGUGUGAGAAAAAGCCCAAAGAAACAGCAGCCUCAGGAGGAGAAGGCCAAGCAACCAAAAGGGAAAAAAGCCUCAGAUUCCCAGCAUGGGGCGAAGCCUGCCUUAGGCUUCAAUCCAAAGAAUUGGGAGUGCCCGUGGUGUAAAGAGAUGAAUUAUCCAUGGCGCAAGGCCUGCUACAAAUGCAAGCAAGUCUGCGUGGUAGAUGAGAGUGAAGGCCUGGACGCAGGACAAACCGAAUAA